ACAAGUAUUAUCCACUUGGCAGCGCUGUGCUGCUGUUAUUAUCAGCUCCCUGACUCUGGCCCCCUCUCCUGCUGCACCGCCCCGGGCUGGCCUAUCUGCAGGGACCCUCAACAAGGAGCGCAUUGCUGGCUACCACCCAGAGCCGGAUUAAGAGGGUGGAACAAGGGUCAUGUACCCCGGGCCCUCCGUUUUAUAGGGCCCCCCUGUUGGAUCUGCUCCUAGAUAGCUCUAGCAUGGUAUGAUAGAGCUAAGUUAACACAGCAGCAGUAGCUGGGCAGAGGGAGAAGAGAGACCUGCAGGCCAAUCACAGAGAGCUUCUCCCCGGAGUCCCCGCCCCCUGCAAAGCACUGCUGGGAAGAAGACUGGUGGUGUGCAUGUGGGCUGAGAGUUCUGCAGGGUGAGAGCAGAGGCAGCAGAGCCAGCCAGCCCACAGCAAAGUAACAUUGGACAGAGGGGCAGCUGCUGGGGAGAGAGAGAAAACUCUGCAAAAAGCCGCGAUCGCAGCUACCGCUGCGGGGAUGAGGGAUCUAUUGCCGGAAAAGUCUGCAUAGUGACCUGCAGAUACUGGGAGCUGCUGUGCAAUGCUGUGGUGUGUCCUCAUCAUUCCAGUGGCUGUUCCGUGGCUGGCAGUGUCUCUCCUCUGCAACCCAGCCCCAGUCAAUGGCCCCCGUGAAGGCAUCGUCAGCCUCCGAUGAUUUUCAUGAAUUUUCUAGCUUAUUUGAGAGGGUAGUGCAAGACCUGACAGCGGAGGAAUGUGGAAACCCAGAGAUUGGGGUUGCCAUGUCACGCUUGCGAGAGGUCCUGGAAUACAAUGUCCGUGGAGGAAAGUAUAAUCGAGGUACCACUGUAGUGGCCUCUGUCCGGGAGCUGUUGCCACUGACCCUGCAGGAUGUGGAGACCAUAGAGAGGGCCCUGGUGGUGGGCUGGUGUAUAGAGCUGCUGUCGCAAUUCUUCAUAGUGGCUGAUGACAUUAUGGAUAAGUCUGAGACCCGUCGUGGGAAGCUUUGCUGGUACAAGAAGGAGGGCAUUGGCCUUGACGCUAUCAAUGACUCAUUCCUGCUUGAAUCAUGUACAUAUCGACUCCUGAGGAAGCACUGCAGCGGACAGUCCUAUUACCUGAACCUGCUGGAACUGUUUCUGGAGACUUCCUACCAGGUCGAGCUGGGGCAGGCACUAGAUCUAAUCGGCGCUCAGCCAGGGAAGAUGGAUCUAGACCAGUACACGGAGACCAGGUAUAAAGCCAUUGCAAAAUACAAGGCGGGUGUCUUUUGCUUCUACCUGCCCAUCGCUGCUGCCAUGUUGAUGGCUGGAAUAGACCAGGAGGAAGAUCACAAAAAUGCCAAAACAAUCCUGCUGCAAAUGGGGGAGUUAUACCAGGUGCAGAAUGACUACCUGGACUGUUACGGAGACCCCAGCAUCAUAGGGAAGAUCGGAACCGACAUCCAGGAUAAGAAGUGUACAUGGCUGGUGGUAGAGGCACUAAAGAGGGUGACCCCUGAGCAGAGGAGAAUCCUGGAGGAGAACUACGGCUAUGGCGACGUGGACAAGGUGCAGAAGGUAAAGCAGCUGUACAACGAUCUAGGUCUGUCCGCUGUAUACAGACAAUAUGAGGAGGAGAGUUACCAGAGACUGCAGACUCUUAUCUCCCAGCAUGCAAAUGGGCUGCCCAAAGAGAUCUUCCUGGGCCUAGCACACAAGAUUUGGCGGUUUUAAUGAGACAGAAUAAAAUAAUUGCAUUUAAAAUUGAA
Molecule: messenger RNA, 1748 nt
Organism: Pseudophryne corroboree (corroboree frog)
Lineage: Eukaryota; Metazoa; Chordata; Amphibia; Anura; Myobatrachidae
Product: farnesyl pyrophosphate synthase-like
Exons: 11
Coding region: 661-1713 (350 amino acids)
Biological process (GO): trans, trans-farnesyl diphosphate biosynthetic process
Cellular component (GO): cytoplasm
Molecular function (GO): dimethylallyltranstransferase activity; (2E,6E)-farnesyl diphosphate synthase activity
Source: RefSeq, a predicted model, not a curated record